AUAAACAAAAAUUUUACUUAAUGGCAUUUUUUAUAGUAGAUUUUCCAUGCAAUACUAUAAUUGAGUUAGAAGCAUGUAACAAUCUUAAUUUAAUUUCUAGAAUUAAUGUCAUAAAUAAUGAUAAAGAGAUUUAUAUUUUGGAUGAGUAUGAAGGUUUAUUUGAAGGUCUAGGAUGUUUACCAAUUCCCUAUCAUAUUCAUAUAGACACUAAAAUUCAACGAAAGAUAGAUCCUCCUAGAAGAGUUCCAUUUAAAAUGUAUGAUAAAUUAGAGUCUGAAUUUAAUGAAAUGGUUAAUAUGAAAGUAAUAGAAAUAGUCAAUAUACCAACUUCUUGAGUAAAUUCUAUAGUUAUUGUAAUGAAGAAAAGUAAUAAGCUUCUAAUAUGUUUAGAUCCAAGAAAUUUUAUUCUUCUUAAUCUUGAAAAUGUUAAAUAUAGACUAAAUUGUUCAUAUUAUUUUUCCACUCUUGAUGCUACAUCUGGUAUUUGGAUGGUACCCCUUUAUGAGGAAAGUGCUAUCAUAUGUACAUUUAACACACCUUUAUGUAGAUAAAAAUUUAUUAGACUUCCUUAUGGAUUAAAUUGUGCAUCAGAAGUUUUUUAUAGAGUGAUAACUGAACAUUUUUUUGAUAUUGAUGGUGUAUUUCUAUAUGUUGACGACAUUAUUAUAUAUGCUAAAAAUAAAGAACAACAUGAUCUCAUCUUAAAAAAGGUAUUUGAAAGAGCCUGCCAAAUGUAUAUUAAAUUUAAUAAAAUAAAAUGUCAUAUAGGAGUCCAAAAGAAUGGAAUUGCCUUGGAAUUUAGUCGCAAAUAUGGAUGACUUGACGAACUCUGACUCCAAAACCAUUCAGUCACGGAGAUCACUUCAAUACGAGAAGAAAACAGUACAUCAUCUAUUUAAUGACUAAAGAACUCAUUGGAAAAUAUCAUCUUAUGAAAACUUAUUUAGAAGUCUUCAGAAUCUCAAGGUACGUUGCAAAGAACUUCAAGUUACCUAACUCAAUUGUCCUUGUUUAGGCUGUGGCUUAGAUAGACUCAAGUGGGAAAUGGUACAAACAACUAUGAGAUUCAUCUUCCGUGAUUCUCCUGUGUAUAUUCAAGUAUACACCAAGGACGAGUUAACUUAAGACAAAUCAUCAAAGGGUUUCACGAGUAUCCUAUUGGAAGACAUCAAGGAAAUAACCGUACUUACAACAGAAUAUCACAACAGUACAAAUAGCAAGGCAUGAGAGCUCAGAUCAAGCAGUACGUCCGAAAAUGUCCAACCUGCCAAGUAAAUAAAACUCCAAAUCAGUCCAUCCUAGAGCCAAUGGUUAUAACGACCGCAACGAGACCUUUCGAGAAAAUUUUUAUGAACAUUGUAGGGCCUUUAACAAAGUCCUAUAACGGUUGUAACUUCUGACGGAGGUGACGGUAGGUGACGGUAGCUAACGGCCGCACUUGGUAAGCUGGUGGAUUGCGGAGCCGCGACUGACUCACCGCACACACGUAUACACUACGGUAGAUAGUACGGAGGGCGCGGGCUUAUCGGUGUUGUCGUCCGAACAGUAACACUUACAUCCUAACGCUAAUACAAGACUUCUCAAACUCGCUUGGGCUUUAGCAAUGAAAAAGCAUGAAGCUAAUACAGUCUCACAGCAUUUUGUCACACAGUUAAUAUGUUAACAUGGACAACCAGUCUCUGGUGACUGACUGUGGUAUGGACCUCAACGACACCAUACCAACAGCAGAGUAAUGGAAGCAUGGAACGCAGUCACAGAACCCUCGAAGAGUACUUGGGGAAAUAUGCAAGUAAAAACCCUCAAAAUUGGGACACAUACAUUCCCUUAGGGGGCGUAUACACAUCGCUGGGGAGGCGCAAGCAGUCAUCACAAAGUAAAAUUUUUAUUUAUCAAAUUUUAUUAUAUUUAAAAUGAAGAGAAAAAAUGAAAAAUGAAUAAAGACUGGUUAUCGUUAUAGAAUAUAGAUUAUAGAAUAUAGGGUCAUUAAAGUCGAUAAAGUAAUCGAUAAAGAUUACAAGUGUUUAGACAUAGUGCACCAUGCCACAUCGUCCGUAAAUUAAUCAGUACGAUAAGAAAAAGCCAGGCGGCAAAAACUAUUAGAUUAUUUUAGACUCGAUUUAGUUUUAUUUUGCAGUUGCUCAGUGCACGUCAGUUUCGUAGUACCUAGUCGUCGCGAGUGCACGUAUAUCAAAGUAAUGGCUCCUCCAAAAAUAAGAACGUAUAUCGAUGAUUAUGUCAAAUUUGGUUUUACGUUUAUUGAAAAAGAUGGUGUCCAAAAGCCUCAGUGUGUUAUUUGUCACGUUGUAUUAAGUAACGAUGCCCUCCGACCUAGUCGAAUAGAACGACAUUUAACCACAGCUCAUCCGAUGCUAAAAGGAAAACCUAAAAAUUCUUUAAGUAAAAUGAAAAUUGACCAUACCGGAGAGUUUCAACAGAAUAAUGAAAAAUUGUUGAAGCUUCAUAUCACAUCGCCUUCAUGGUGGCUCACCAAAAUAAACCCCAUACCUUGGGUGAAACAUUAAUUAAACCUAGCAUACUUAAAGCUGUUGAAAUAGUACUUGGCGAAGAAAGCAAAAGGAAAAUAGCUCAAUUAUCUCUUUCAGAUAAUACAGUGAAACGACGUAUAGAUGAAUUAGCUUUGGACAUUAAAAAUCAGUUGAUUCAUAAAUUAAAACAUUCCGUAUUCUUUGCAAUCCAGUGUGAUGAAUCAACUGAUGUGGCCAAUUGUUGCCAGCUAUUAGUUUACUGCCGUUUUAUAAAUGAACAGUCCAUUGCAGAAGAACUUCUAUUUUCCCAGGCUUUAAAUUCCACCUCAAAAGGCAGUGACGUUUUGUCUGCCAUUGACAUAUUUUUUGAUCAGAAUGGUUUGUCUUGGAAAAAUGUUGUAGCUGUCUGUACAGACGGUGCACCUGCAAUGCUAGGGUCAAGAUCGGGUUUUGUAAGCCUAGCAAAAAAUAAAAACCCGUCAAUAAUUGGUACUCAUUGUGUAAUACACCGACAAGCUUUAGCUGCAAAAACGCUGCCAUCUGAACUUAAAAAUUUACUUGAAGUAUGUAUAAAAGUUGUUAACACCAUCAAAAGCAGUGCACUUAACUCGCGUCUUUUUAAGAUUCUUUGUUCAGAGCUGUCCGCGGAACAUUCUGUUUUAUUAUUCCAUACAGAGGUUCGUUGGUUAUCCAAAGGGAAUAUGUUUGAACGUUUGUACGAAUUAAAAUCUGAAGUGGAAAUUAUGCUUUUACAAUUAGGAAAGGACAAUCUUCGUGAGAAUUUUACCGAUGAAAACUUCACAUUCUACUUUGCGUACCUAGUAAAUAUUUUUGAAACUAUUAAUAACCUAAAUCUCAAAUUACAAGGGAGGAAUACGAAUAUUAUAACCGCCAAAGAUUCUAUAAACUCAUUUCUAGAAAUGAUACAGCUGUGGAAACGCCGAGUAAACAAAGAGAUUCCUAAUUUUUCGUCUUUCCGUCGAUUGAACGAACUUAUCUCUGAUGAGGAAAAAUCUAUUUGUCUUGCUGGAUUGAAAAGUAUAGUGAUUGAACAUCUUGAUUGUUUGACUGAUGAAUUCAUGCGAUAUUUUCCGGAUUUUUCUAACGAAAGUUGGAAAUAUACGCUAACAAGUUGUCCAUUCAGUGCUAACGUAGACACAUUGCCGGAUACAUUUCAAGAACAGGUAAUCGAGCUGAAGAACGAUUCAUGCGCAAAAAUUGAUUUUAACAGUGGCAGCUCUUUGGAAGAGUUUUGGGUAAAAUACCAACCCAUUUAUCCUGAAAUUUCAAAUGAAGCCUUACAAGUCCUUGUACAAUUUUCAUCGAUUAAUUUAUGUGAAUCUGGGUUCUCUAGCUUGGCCAUUAUAAAAACCAAACAUAGAAAUCGCUUGAAUGUCGAAUCUGACUUGAGGUGUUCUUUAUCAAACAUCGAGCCGAACUUUAAAAAAUUGUCCAAAGAAAAGUGUUGUCAGCCUUCACAUUAAAUGUUAAUUUUAUUAUACAUUCUAUAAUUUAGAUUUUUUACUAAUUUAUUUAAUUACUCACGUCAAUUUA
Messenger RNA from Acyrthosiphon pisum (pea aphid), 4040 nucleotides. RefSeq names its product SCAN domain-containing protein 3-like. The transcript has a single exon. The record is from RefSeq and is a predicted model, not a curated record. Lineage: Eukaryota; Metazoa; Arthropoda; Insecta; Hemiptera; Aphididae. Bases 2477 to 3970 code for a protein of 497 amino acids.